Messenger RNA from Klebsormidium nitens, 3917 nucleotides. The record is from the annotation of a GenBank genome assembly. NCBI's taxonomy places the organism in Eukaryota, Viridiplantae, Streptophyta, Klebsormidiophyceae, Klebsormidiales, Klebsormidiaceae.
GCGAAGAGGCCGCGAGCAAUCUGCACUCAUGUGCGGUACUUUUGCAGUGUGGCAGGCUGCAAUUUGCACGAGGCGCCAUGGCUGCUGCACAUGUCAAAGCAACAUUGUGAGCUGUGUAUGUACCAUUCUAGUUAAUUACCUGGUGGUCUGGAGAUUGUGCUCAAGAUACCUAGCUAGCUAGCUGUGAGUUGUUUUGAACUGCAGCUCUGUUUGCUGCACAGAGGCGGGCCGCUCGGGGAGUGCUCAGCACCGUCUAUGCAUUGCGGAAGGGUAGGCAACAGGGGGCAGGUCGUCAACUACUUGGAUGGAGCCUGCAAUGCGGGGUUUGCAGAUGGGGCUGUGUUGCCAUGAGUCGCAAGAAUAGAUUCUUCGGCAUCGGGCUGUUUGCUAGGUACUGUAGCGGUGUGCACGACUCACGGAAGGGAGCUGGAUGCACUUGACUGCCAGAUUUAAAAGCGCGAACAGUGCAUUGAUAGGUUUUGAUUGGAGGUGUGGAGUCAACUUGGGUCGAUUGCCACCAACCUCAUUCUGAGAACGAAGUGCCCUUGAAAGUGCUGCUGAAGCUGAGGUGAGUGAAACUACCAAGAAGGGGCAACACAAGGAGCCAAGAUGAAGUGUCUUGGAGUCGACAUCUCGCGGCCCCUGUUCGAGUUCUUAACCUCGCUCUCGCGCCAGCCCCCUCUAGUUAUCCAGUACAAUGGCUGCCAGAGGCCCGAUGUUUCCACCCGCGGCAAGUACGGUUGCAAGGAUGCGGUACAGCCCUCCCUGGCGCAGUUUCUCGACGAACUUCGGACAUGGGCGGCCAGCCUCGGACAGGCGGUCCAGGGGUGUCACGAAGUGCCCCCGAGACUGAUCUGCGCAUCCCUCGCCAUCAUUCUCAAGAAAUGUGGCAUGUACACAAUCGAGGCCGAGAUCGGCCUCGCCCAAAUGGAGAAGUCCCUCGCAGAACAGUACUGCGAGCAACAGGCCGAGAACUUCGUUCCCACCGAAGUCCCCUUGGGCGAAACGUGGGUGCUCUAUCAUCAGCGGGAUCCGCACGCCGAUGCCAACCCGAAAGCCAAAGCGACUCCCCCGCACUCUGAUGCGCGCUCAAAGUCGCCCGAGCCAUGGGUAUUGUACCAUCAGCGCGCGGCGGAGAGCGGCGCUGAUGUCAGAGAGGCGAAGUCUCAGACCCCGGACGAAGCGAGCUGUCCCCGAAGCGAUGGAAAUGGGCAGAAAGGGGAGGCCGGAUUGGAGGCGGAUAGCGGGGAGAGGCGCGAGGAGGGGAGUGACGUCAUCGCCGAGAAUCCGGGGAGCGGCGCAGUGGUUGAGCAGGGGAAGGAAAAAGAGGUUGCGGAGACACGGGAUCUGGUGGGAGAACUAGAGGCGAGGAACCCGAAGAGCCUGUGCACUCUGAUGUCGGAGUCGCAGACGUGGGUGCUUUACCACCAGAGGGACGACAUGGGUGCCCAGCCGGAGGCGGCAGCGACAGCUGGCACCGAGCGUGUGACAGCUGGCAUGGAGGGUCCGAGUGCUUCUGAGGAUGAUGUGACACCUGGCAAGGAGUGCGUGACAGCUGGUGGAGAGGAGGUGACAGCUGUUACGGCCGAGGCGACAGCUAUCGAGGGGAUGGAGGGGGAGGAGACAGCUGGCUGGGGCUCUCCUGAGGCGCAGACGACAGCUGUCGAGGACGACCGAGACGAGGACGUUGCCAUCCUUGAUGCUGCCUCCAUUCAGACUCGCAGCGCAGCCGCCCAGCGCAAGCGUCGCGCGAGCUCGCCGAAGGAGCCCCCGCCAAAACGCGUCCAGACCGAGAACGUCCCUCUGCAAGCAGCGUCCAGCUACCAGACGGAGACGGACAAGGGGGCUCCCACCAAGAGCACCAGCACCAGCAGAGGGAGACGGGGCAAGGGCAGCUGCGGCAAGCCGGGUCAAAAGCUAACCCUCGCUGACCUGGAGAGUCAGUUCGGCGUGAUCCAAAAGCAGGCCGCGAAGAACCUCAACGUUUGUGCCACGACGCUCAAGCGCGCCUGCCGCAGGCACGGGAUCGAGCGGUGGCCGCGACAGGAGACGUUGGAGGGAGCGAUCGUGUCAGUCAAGAGCGUGGCCGCCUCGGAGGUGACGUCCCAAGCCGACAGCCUUGCGGACAGUGCGCAGAAGCGGGCGUCCAAAAGCGCGGGGCGUCCGAACCGGGAGGUCGCACCGAAAGCCGCUACCCCCUCGGCGGCCCCCUACUCCGACCCCCCCGUUUCGGGGCACUUGGAUCCAGUGCACAUGGACUUGAGCCCGAUCGUCAGUUUCCGGUCUGAGCCUUCCUUCGCGGAACUGGCGGACUUUACGGGGGCGGAAGACACCGCCUUUCACUCCGUGGGGGGGAGCCUUUCCGAGCACACCGGGCCCCCCCAGAUUUCGAGCCCUGUCGCGACCAACCUGACGAUGACAGCUGGCGCCGCGCGCCUGACAGCUGGCACCCAGCAGCUGACCGCUGCGGGGGGGUGGGGCAAGCAAGGGCCGUUCGGGUAUGCGAGGCCUCCAUCGCCGGACAUGUCGACGCUGCUGGAGGAGUUUCUGACGUCAGAGGACAAUCCGUUCGGGACACGGGGCGAGGCGUCCGAUGAGCUGGACACGAACCUGUUUUCAUCUGCGAUGGCCCCACCCGAAAGCUCUGGCGCGCACAGCAAGGGAACGGUUGUCCAAGAUGAGGAGUCGGCGCACGGGGGAACGCUGUACCAGGAUUAUCAGCUGAUGCUCACUGAACCGACACAGGGCGGCAGCAUGUAUACGGACUCGCGCACGGACACGGGCCCCGUCUUCCAGGAGUUCCAGAGCAUGCCGUCCAAGCCCAUCCAGGGACACGAGUCCUCGCACCAGGGCUCUUUCUACCAGCCUUUCCAGGAGAUGCUCCACGCACCGCUGGAGGAAAACGUGAUGCUGGCCCGUUCAACCCGGCACCCCGCGCUCUCGCGCGCGCACUCGACGACCAACAUGCGCUCCUACAACGAGAGCCAGUUCAUGCAACCGGGAAUGCACUUUUCGCGCAACAAUGUAGUUUUCGCGAGCCCCGACGGCCGUAGUAACUGGGUGCGGCAGAGUAACCCGUUUCCGGGGGGUCAGAUGCGGCGGGUUGUGACUGACGGAAGGCAGCACGGCGUGAGCUUUGCGUUCCCCCCCACGCCGAGUACCUCGGGCACUUACGACGGGCCCGGUUUCUUCUGAAGCGUUUUCCCCGGAAGAAAGCGUCGGAGCUCAGAGCGGAAUCAACGAUGACACCAGUUGCAGUGGCUCAGCGGCGCGGUGCAGAUUUUGUACAGGGAACCUAUGGCCGAGGGGCGAUAUUGGGCUGUCGUAUUAGAGUAAGUUUUGCUUGUACGCAUUCCUACGUGUUGGUUGUACGUUAGUGGUUGUACGGUAAGCGUUGGAGAGCCGGACAUCUGCCCAAUGUAUAGGAGGGCCUGAUUGUUUCCGGUUCGUAUGUGGCGUGCAUUAAGCAUCUAAUGGACUAUGUAGCCAGGGAAAACUCCUUUAGCCGAGGGGACCUGACACAAGCACGCACUGUUUACGGCGCCCUAGCAUCCGCACGAAAUGGUGUAAUAUUACACAUGCUCCACUAAGAAAGUCUAGGAUUUGUUCUCAAGGGGAACACCUAUACGAGCUUGUAUGGAAGGUGCUGAAUAUUGAUAUAGACAUAUACGCCGUUACCAAAGAAGAUCGAUCCAGAAAGUACGGGACUAGAAGUGCUCUCAAUGGGUGUACAGAUUUUGAACAAUCAAACAUCGUUUCAGACGAAUUGAAUGGCCGCCCAGGCCAAUCAAUUUGGUGGGUGUAAGUUACCAUCAAAGUGACGCACUAGCUCAACCAGAACGGGCCCCGCAAUUUUUCAGCGGAUGUACGUACGGUCGCAUCAACGCUUGCCUCUUGUGAUUGCAUAUAUUUCGAAG